Myotis davidii is the source of this 1140-nucleotide messenger RNA. It is a transcript of the gene FNDC11, whose product is annotated as chromosome unknown open reading frame, human C20orf195. The transcript has 2 exons. Gene Ontology annotation, molecular function: protein binding. NCBI's taxonomy places the organism in Eukaryota, Metazoa, Chordata, Mammalia, Chiroptera, Vespertilionidae. The coding region runs from base 21 to 1001 and encodes 326 amino acids. The record is from RefSeq and is a predicted model, not a curated record.
GAGCUCCGGGAGGCAGGACAAUGAGUUUCCAGGUGACAGGCCUGGGCCUGGACAAGAUGAAGCUGGACAGUCCCCGGUCCUUCCUGGACCAGGAGGAGGUGGAGGAGGCCGAGGACCGGCAGCUGCUGGAGCCAGAGGCGUGGCGGACCUACACAGCACGCCGCAAUGCGCUGCGGGAGUUCCUGACCUGCGACCUGAGCCCCCACCUGCUGAAGCGCCAUCACGCUCGCAUGGAGCUGCUGAGGAAGUGCUCCUACCACAUCGAGAUCCUCCCCAAGCACCUGGCCCUGGGCGACCAGAACCCGCUGGUGCUCCCCAGCACCAUGUUCCAGCUCAUCGACCCCUGGAAGUUCCAGCGCAUGAAGAAGGUGGGCACCGCGCAGACCAAGAUCCAGCUCCUGCUGCUCGGAGACCUGCUGGAGCAGCUGGACCUCGGCCGUGCCCAGCUGGAUGCCCUGCUCGAGUCGCCUGACCCUCGGCCCUUCCUGGCGGGCUGGGCACUCGUGGAGCAGCGGCUGGCAGACCUGUCGGCCGUCAUGGACAACUUCCUGGCCAUGAUGGUGCCAGGGCGUCUGCAUAUCAAGCACCGCCUGGUGUCUGAUGUCGGCGCCACCAAGAUCCCGCACAUCCGGCUCAUGCUCAGCACCAAGAUGCCUGUCAUGUUUGACCGCAAGGAGUCGGUGGCCCACCAGGACUGGGUCGCCCUGCGCUGGUUCGUCACCAUCCAGCCAGCGGCGCCGGAACAGUUCGAACUGCGCUUCAAGCUGCUGGACCCACGGACACAGCAGGAGUACCUGCAGCGCGGCAUCAUCCCCGUGGCCGCCUGCACCUUCGACGUCCACAACCUGCUGCCCAACCGUGUCUACAAGUUCACCGUCAAGAGGGCAGAGAGCUACACACUGGUCUAUGAGCCCUGGCGGGACAGCCUCACACUGCAGACCAGGCCGGGGCCCCCCGAAGGGCCGCCCCCCCGUCGGCUGGGCAAGCCGGGCCGCCCCUGACUGCAGCUUCCAAGAGAUGGUUUUCUAAUAUUUAUCCACUAAUAAAGAGGAGUAUAAACGCACACACACAAUGAAAGAAGCAGCCUACUUCCGUCCUGAGGGCGGCGGCAGCCACAUGGGUAUUUCUCCUGGCCCAAGC